UGCAGACCCGUCUCUCUCCCGGGUCUCUGUCUCAGCACAGAGCUCUUAUUCAGACCUCGCUCUGCCCUUCCUGUUCCCACUGAGCGGCUUUUAAUGCCUGACCCCUAAGACUAUUUACGACACAAACAACGAAUUUCCUGCGCGAAAGGCGGUGUCGGUGGUCCUUGGCAUUCCCUUGGAGAAGCGAAGCUGGCCGGGAUUGGAGCGAGCCCGGGCGCCUGCACCGAAUGCAUCUUCCCCAGUCGCACCUUCUGCACCUUCCUUAGGGUCUCCCAGGAAAAUCCGGCUGCGUAAAAACAACGCUCCGCCGAUGCAGCUUCUCCGCGGAUGAGGUUUCUUCCUGACCUACUCCCUGGGGACAGCCGGAAUGGCUGCGAAGGGCUCGACGAGUCCCCACGUCUUCGGCUGUGAAGAUGAAACGGCGUGGAGAGGCUCACUUGAAACGCUUUCGUAGGGUGGAAAACAACAGCUCUUAGCGUCCACGCCUGAGGUGGCUCCAAAGGAGAACGAUGCGCUGAGAUGGGAGAGGAGCCCAGCGGAUUCCCAGCGAGGCGUUUCUGGCAAACGCGGCGUCUCUCCCGGAAGGCGAUGUGAUGGCUGACUGCUCGGCCCUGGAGUCUCCCUAAGGAAUCCUCGCCCCGGGCAGGAGUCGGAGGGUCCCCGCUUCCUCGGAGCCUCGCCCUCGCCGCAGUCGGGCUCCAGGAUUGCCAGGAGGCUGCUGCCCGCCAUGGGCUGCCCAGAGCACCGCGGGGUGUGCGCCUGACCUGCAUCUCUGUCUAUGCCCCACGCACGAGGCUUCCUCCCGAGCCCACCGCCUCUGCCGGGUGCCCGGCUCCCCGGAAAGCCCUUAGCGCCUGCGGCUGGCUGCCCGGCCCUGUCUGCUUGGAGUCGUGCCUCCCGGACGCCCCCGGAUGUGGCUGUGAACCAUGUCCAGACCCCGGGGACUGGUAUGGCUUCCUCUGUUCCUCACGCCGGCCUGCGUCAUGGUGAACUCCAACGCGCUCCUGUGGAUCACCGCCCUGGCCAUCAAGUUCACGCUCAUCGACGGCCAGGCCCAGUACCCCGUGGUCAACACCAAUUACGGCAAGAUCCGAGGCCUGAGAACGCCGUUGCCCAAUGAGAUUUUGGGGCCGGUGGAGCAGUACCUGGGGGUCCCCUAUGCCUCGCCCCCCACGGGAGAGAGGCGGUUCCAGCCGCCCGAGCCCCCCUCCUCGUGGACCGGGGUUCGCAACGCCACCCAGUUUGCGGCCGUGUGUCCCCAGCACCUGGAUGAGAGGUCCCUGCUGCACGACAUGCUUCCCGUGUGGUUUACCGCCAACCUGGAUACGUUAAUGACCUACGUGCAGGACCAGAACGAAGACUGUCUCUAUCUGAACAUCUACGUGCCCACGGAGGACGGACGCGUCGCGUAUCUUCACUUGUCGCCAAGGGACGCUGUUCGUCUGGAAAGUGUCAUUCACUUUCCAUGUCUGCAACCGAUUUAAUAUUUCCUGACCUCAGCUUUGAAUGGACGCUUUGAGAUGUGUUCCGCUUCAUCUGUUUUGAGAUGCAAUCAGUUAUUCCAUCAAAAAGUGAACACCCAGCCCGGCCG
Molecule: messenger RNA, 1591 nt
Organism: Miniopterus natalensis
Lineage: Eukaryota; Metazoa; Chordata; Mammalia; Chiroptera; Miniopteridae
Source: RefSeq, a predicted model, not a curated record